Molecule: messenger RNA, 1364 nt
Organism: Capsella rubella
Lineage: Eukaryota; Viridiplantae; Streptophyta; Magnoliopsida; Brassicales; Brassicaceae
Product: RING-H2 finger protein ATL2
Exons: 1
Coding region: 131-1051 (306 amino acids)
Source: RefSeq, a predicted model, not a curated record
UCUCUCAGUCUUUGUCUCUCGUCCCAUUCAUUACUUAAAAACCCAAAUCUUUCAAUCAUAAUUCUUCUUCCUUCACUUGUUGACUCUCUCUCUCUCUCUCUCUGAAUCUCGCACUCACCGCCGAGAAACCAUGACCAGCAACGACCGUGAUUCGCUUCCGUUAGGCAGACCCGGAGACGAGUUCUCCGGUUCUAAAACAUACGCCAUGAGCGGCAAAAUCAUGCUCAGCGCGAUUAUAAUCCUCUUCUUCGUCGUCAUUUUGAUGGUCUUCCUCCAUCUCUACGCCCGUUGGUAUCUCCUCCGUGCUCGUAGACGUCAUCUCCGCCGUCGUAGCCGUAACCGCCGCGCUACUAUGGUUUUCUUCACCGCUGAUCCUUCCGCCGCCGCCGCUUCUUCCGUCGUCGCUUCGCGUGGACUCGAUCCGAACGUCAUUAAAUCUCUCCCCGUGUUUACGUUUUCCGACGAGACUCAUAAAGAUCCGAUCGAAUGCGCCGUUUGUUUGUCGGAGUUCGAAGAGAGCGAAUCGGGUCGGGUUUUGCCCAAUUGCAAACAUACGUUUCAUGUUGAUUGCAUCGACAUGUGGUUUCAUUCUCAUUCCACUUGUCCUCUCUGUCGCGCUCUCGUUGAGCCUCUCGCCGGGAUUGAAUUAACGGCGACGACGACGGCUGAGGAGCAAGUUGUGAUUGCGAUCGAUUCUGAUCCGGUUUUGGUUACUGAACCGGGUUCGAGCUCCGGAUUGAGGUGCGAGCCAAAUGGUUCUGGAUCUUCUCCGACGCCGACUGAUAAUUCCGGGAGAAAACCGACGGCGAUUGAGGUUCCGAGGAGGAACUUCAGCGAGAUAGAAGACGAGUUGACUCGGAGAGAAUCGCCGGCGAGUCACUCGUUUAGAUCGCCGAUGAGUCGGAUGUUAUCUUUCACUAGGAUGUUGAGUAGAGAUAGAAGAAGCGCUUCGUCUCCUAUCGCCGGAGCUACGCCGCUAUCUCCGUCGUCGACCUGCCGGAUACCGGUGACAGAGUCGGAUAUUGAGCGGGGAGUAGAGGAGACUCGGUGACUUGCCACGUGGUUGUGUGCUAUUGGUUUUGAUAUUCACCGCCGAGUAAAAGUAAUUAACAACAAGUAAAGUGGAUAAGUCAACAAGUCUAGGUGUUGAAAUUUUCAGCGCAAAUGGAAACGUGGCGUAAUCUUAGCUUCCAGCGAAUCAAUAUCCACCGUCUAUUUAUGAUUAGAUCAGAUAGUGUUUGACGAUGUACAAAGUCAGGUCGUCUCAACGUAUUGAAUCAAUUUUUACAUUUGUUAUUGAUCACUCUUUAUGUAAUAAUACCACCAAUUCAAUUCAAUGGUCAUAUAAUUUCAUAAUUGUGAUA